This is a messenger RNA of Momordica charantia (bitter melon), 1122 nucleotides long. RefSeq names its product expansin-like A2. Gene Ontology annotation, cellular component: extracellular region. NCBI's taxonomy places the organism in Eukaryota, Viridiplantae, Streptophyta, Magnoliopsida, Cucurbitales, Cucurbitaceae. The record is from RefSeq and is a predicted model, not a curated record.
GAAAAAUAUUACUAAAAUUAUUACACAAAAGCAACAAUAUAUAAACCCCAAUCUCUCAUUUCUCCUCUCUUUCAAUAUUGCAUCAACAAAACAAAAACAAAAAUGGGUUUGUUUUUGUGGCUUCUCUUCUUCUUUCUGGCCUCUUCUGCCUCUGCCUGUGAUCGCUGUGUUCACCAAUCCAAGGCUGCCUAUUUCUCUACCCAUUAUCCACUUUCAUCUGGGGCUUGUGGCUAUGGCUCCUUGGCUCUUGGUUUCCUCGACGGGCACCUCGCCGCCGGUGUCCCUUCCCUCUAUAAGGAGGGAGUUCGUUGCGGCGCAUGCUAUCAGGUAAGGUGUAAAGACAAGAAAGUUUGCAGCAGAGGUGGCACAAAAGUAAUUUUGACUGAUCUGAAUCUACACAGCAAUACCACUGAUUUUGUUUUGAGUAAGAAAGCUUUCUCUGCCAUGGCUCUCAAGCCCAGAGAUAAGAAUAUUUUGAAAACUGGGACUGUGGACGUCGAAUACAAGAGGAUUCCUUGUGAAUACAAAAAACAAAAUGUGUCAGUACGAAYUGAAGAAUCAAGCCAAAAGCCACAUCAUUUGGCUGUCAAGUUCUUGUUCCAAGGUGGCCAGACUGAUAUAGUACUAGUUCAUCUUCAUCCGGUGAAUUCAGGGAGAACGAGGUUCAUGAACAGAAGGCAUGGGACAGCGGUGUGGGAGACAGAUGCGGCGGUGGAAGGGGCGGUGGUUUUUCAGUUAAGGGUGAUCUCGGGGUUCGACGGGAUGUGGGUCAGGGCGGAGCGAGAGAUGCCGGCGAAUUGGAGGCCGGGGAUGAUCUACGACCUUGGAAUUCAGAUCGACGCCAUUGCCAAAGGCCAAGAAAGUUGCACACCAUGCGACGAAGGCCAAUGGUAAAUAAAUGCUAAUGCUCAUCGCCCCAACUCCUCCUUUGUAGUCUCAAGGUUUCGAUCGUGUUUGCCUUUGUUUUCGACCGUGUUUGUCUUUCCUCGUAAAUGAUAAAAGAAAAAAUGAACAUCUUUAUUGUUGUUUAUUUUUAAAAGUUUUAAUGAAACGUUUUAUUUAUGUUUUAAWUAAUUAUUUGAACGUUACUUUCUAUUUCAUUCGACUCCAAUAAAUACAUAC